AUGGGUGUUCUGUCAAUGGCAGUGGCUGAACCUCUAGUUCCAUCACUUACCAUCUUUGGGGUUCGGUCGCUGACGUGGGAAACAACAACAAUCUCAUCACUCUCAUCAGGGCAAACUUCCCUCCUUCUGGAAGGGAUUUCGCCGAACAUAGACCAACUGGGAGCUCAAUAUAUGGGUUUCGACACGUACCCCCCACCCUAUCUAAGUCAAGAAGCGAGCUUGGGAGAUGUUCUGACUGGACCCAAUUUUGCUUCAGCUGCCUCUGGCAUGCUUGAUGGAACAGCCCACCUAUAUGGAGCGAUUUCAUUGACAAGGCAGCUAGAGAACUACAAGGAAUCCAGAGCUAGAGUUGAGAGCCAGGUGGGGUUCGAGAAAUCCACCGACAUAUUCUCUAAAGGGAUUCAUCUAUUGAGCACGGGAACCAGUGAUUUCGUUCAGAACUACUAUGUCGACCCUAUGCUCAACACCCUCUACACACCUGAUCAGUGGUCUGACAAGUUCAUGAAAUCUUAUGCUGACUUCAUUCAGAUGUGGUUUCAAGACUUUUUUGCUGCUUAA
Molecule: messenger RNA, 558 nt
Organism: Linum tenue
Lineage: Eukaryota; Viridiplantae; Streptophyta; Magnoliopsida; Malpighiales; Linaceae
Source: the annotation of a GenBank genome assembly